AUGUCAGGAGGUUUGGGCAAGAGAGUGUGCAUCGUUGGGGCUGGAUCGUCUGGCCUGGUUGCAACAAAAUGUUUCGUUGAAGAAGGCUACGAGGUCACGACCUUCGAGCGAAAUGGCCAUGUCGGUGGUCUUUGGCAUUACACCACCGACCCCACCCAGACGACUGCUCUGCCAGGAACGAUGGUAAAUGUGUCGAAGCAAGGGACGCCGUUUUCUGAUUUUCCAAUGCCAGACACAAUCAAGCAGACGCACCCCACAUCAAAGGAGCUGGAAGCCUACCUGGAGUCCUACGCAGAGCAAUUCGAUAUCAAACGCCACAUUCGGUUCUCUACUGAGGUUUUGGGGUUGCGAAGAGCGAAAGAUGAGGACCAAUGGCUGGUGACUACCCGAUCGAGAGACAAAGCAGACUCAACUCAGGAAACGCACACAUUCGACCGAGUAUUGGUCUCAACUGGGCCGCACACGAAGCCCAGCUGGCCAGCUCUGAAAGGCAAGGACGAGUUUGAAGGCCGAUUGAUCCACUCACAGGGCUUCAAGGAGCCACACAAAUACGCAGGAAAGACGGUCGUGGUUGUAGGCAUAAGCUCCACAGCUUCAGACAGCGUCGAGUUCCUCCGGCUGGCAGGAGCUAAGAAGAUAUACAUCUCGCAUCGCCGUUCUAUCAAAGUCAUGCCCCGAACGCUUCGAGGCAAGGCGGUAGAUCACAGCCUUUCACGUCGAAUUAGCGGUAUUCUGGAGUCGAUGCGGCUGGUCUCGCCUGCGCUACUUGGUUUCGUACUGGGCAAGUUGUUGAUGUCGAUGCAGAAGAGCACCUGGCCAAAGCUGCUCGAGCAUCCAGCCUUCGGUCCGUCAAGAGCCCACCCGCAACCCUUGUCGUCUAUCCCCAACGUAUCGGACAAUCUCCCGACCAACCUCAUGGAAGGGCAUGCGGAGUCUGUUCAGGCCAUCGAUCAUUUUAGCGGCCCGAACUCGAUCACCCUCAUCGAUGGGACGGUACUUCAGGAUAUCGAUGCCGUGAUCUGUGCCACUGGCACGUCUUUCGACAUAUCUGCGCUUCUUCACCCUGAAGACGACCCAACCAAUACGAAGCUAGCGCCGGAGCUGUUCAGCAAGAUUCGAUCGUCGAAGUACUACUCCGAAGGCCGUCCCGCGACAUGGCUGUACCGCAAUCUCCUCUCGAUUCAACAUCCCCAUUCGCUCGCCUUUAUUGGUCAUCUCAUCUACAAAGGAGCAUGGUUUCCACUAGCUGAGAGGCAGUGCAUGGCGCUUGCCCAGCUCUGGCAGGGCAACUACCCAAUGCCGUCCAAGAUAGAGAUGGAACGCAACGCAACAAAGCACUUCCAAUGGCUCAUCGCCGAGCUGAACAAAGGCUUCAUCAGCCAUGCCGGGUUCAGCCACGAACUCGAUCACGAUCUCUGGUUCAACGACGUAGCAGGAACAGAACUGUACGACAGAACAGGCUGGGGCUGGUCGGGAUGGAAGUUCUGGUGGACAGACCGAGCAAUGUACAAGCUGAUCAUGGAUGGGCCGGAUACGCCUUUCGCGCUGAGGCUUUUUGUGACGAAGAGAGGGCGGAAGUUUUGGCCUGGGGCGAGGGACGCGAUUGUUAAGGCUAAUAGAGAGGUGAAUGAGCUGGGGGAGAAGUGGAAGCGGGAACAGGAGCUGUUAAAGAAGGAGAAGAGUCCGUAG
Zasmidium cellare ATCC 36951 is the source of this 1689-nucleotide messenger RNA. RefSeq lists its product as uncharacterized. Bases 1 to 1689 code for a protein of 562 amino acids. The record is from RefSeq and is a predicted model, not a curated record. NCBI's taxonomy places the organism in Eukaryota, Fungi, Ascomycota, Dothideomycetes, Mycosphaerellales, Mycosphaerellaceae. The transcript is spliced from 7 exons. Gene Ontology annotation, molecular function: NADP binding; flavin adenine dinucleotide binding; N,N-dimethylaniline monooxygenase activity.